CUGUGGAGGCGCGGGGCCGCGGCGGGCUAGGGCGCCGCACGGGAGCAGCGCCGGGCUGCGGACGACGCUCGGGACGGGCCCAAGGAGCCGCUCCUCCCCGACCGAUGUCCGCAAGAUGGAGGCGGCGGGGGCGACGGCGUGAGGAGGGCGGCGCGGAGAGCGCGGGAGCAGGCCGGCGGGCGGCGGGGGCGGCGGGAUGGGGCUGCUGCUCAUGAUCCUGGCGUCGGCCGUGCUGGGCUCGUUCCUCACGCUGCUCGCACAGUUCCUGCUGCUCUACCGCAGACAGCCCGAGCCGCGGGCGGACGAGGCGGCCCGCGCGGGCGACGGCUUCCGCUAUCUCAAGCCGGUGCCGGGCCUGCCCCUUAGGGAGUACCUCUAUGGCGGCGGCUCGGAGGAGCCCGCGGCCGGGUCGUCCGAGGCCACCCCGACCCCCGACAGCCCGGCCCCGCCGACGCGGGAGACCUGCUACUUCCUCAACGCCACCAUCCUGUUCCUGUUCCGGGAGCUGCGGGACACGGCGCUCGCCCGCCGCUGGGUCACCAAGAAGAUCAAGGUGGAGUUCGAGGAGCUGCUGCAGACCAAGACGGCCGGCCGCCUGCUGGAGGGGCUGAGCCUGCGCGACGUGUUCCUGGGCGACACGGUGCCCUUCAUCAAGACCAUCCGCCUGGUGCGGCCCGUGGUGGCCUCGGGCACCGGCGAGCCCGACGGCCCCGACGGGGACGCGCUGCCCGCCACCUGCCCCGAGGAGCUGGCCUUCGAGGCAGAGGUGGAGUACGAUGGCGGCUUCCACCUGGCCAUCGACGUGGACCUAGUGUUCGGCAAGUCCGCCUACCUGUUCGUCAAGCUGUCGCGGGUGGUGGGCCGGCUGCGUUUCGUCCUCACCCGCGUGCCCUUCACCCACUGGUUCUUCUCCUUCGUGGAGGACCCGCUGAUUGACUUCGAGGUGCGCUCCCAGUUCGAGGGCCGGCCCAUGCCCCAGCUCACCUCCAUCAUCGUCAACCAGCUCAAGAAGAUCAUCAAGCGCAAGCACACCCUGCCCAGUUACAAGAUCAGGUUUAAGCCGUUUUUUCCAUACCAAGCCUUGCAAGGAUUUGAAGAAGAUGAAGAACUUAUUCAUAUUCAACAGUGGGCACUUACUGAAGGCCGGCUGAAAGUUACAUUGUUAGAAUGUAGCAGGUUGUUCAUUUUUGGAUCCUAUGACAGAGAAGCAAAUGUUCAUUGCACACUUGAGUUGAGCAGUGGUGUUUGGGAAGAAAAACAAAGGAGUUCUAUUAAGACGGUUGAAUUAAUAAAAGGGAAUUUACAGAGUGUGGGACUUACACUUCGUCUUGUUCAGUCAACUGAUGGGUAUGCUGGGCAUGUCAUAAUUGAAACCGUGGCCCCAAACUCACCUGCUGCAAUUGCAGAUCUUCAGCGAGGAGACCGGCUUAUUGCAAUUGGAGGUGUGAAAAUCACAUCGACACUGCAGGUGUUGAAGCUUAUCAAGCAGGCUGGUGACCGAGUCCUGGUGUACUAUCAAAGACCUGUCGGCCAGAGUAACCAAGGGACCGUGCUGCCAGACAGUUUGGGCCAGUUGGAAGAAAACUUUUUGUCAAGUGCCUGCCAGCCAGGUUAUGAAGAAGAAGCUGCUGGGUUGCCAGUGGAUACUGAAAAUAGAGACCUUGAUUCGGAAUUUGAAGACUUGGCAAGUGAUGUCAGAGUACAAACAGAGUUCAAAGAGGAGGCACAACCCUUGAGUCCCAGUCCCAAGCGCACUCCAACAACGCUUUCUAUUAAACCCCUUGGCGCUAUAUCCCCAGUUUUAAAUCGUAAAUUAGUUUCAGGAAUCCAUCCACCACCACAAAAGCUUCCAUCUAAAGAAGGAAAUAAACCAUCAGCUCUAAAAACUUCAGAGGCCACAGAAGCAGCACCAGUGUCCAAACCCCAGGGAUCUACUUUCAAACCACCUGUGCCACCACGACCACAAGUGAAAAUUGCUUUGCCUUCUACUGACACUCCAACUCAGGCAGACCCGGAUGCUGUUGAGAAGCCAGAGAAGGUGCUGCUCCCUCCUCCUCCUGCAGAGAAACCUGAAAAGCAAGUGAAGAGCGUGGAUCAUGGAGAAGAUGGGGCAACAGGUAAGCUGUCUUCAGCAAAGCAAGAAGUAGUAAAAGAUGUUACUUCAGAAAGUUCUGGUCCUACUAAGGAUACUUCGGACGACCAUCAGAUGUGGGAAUCAUCAGAGGUUCUUUAUCGUAAUAAGGUGGGAAAGUGGUCAAGAACCAGAGCAUCCUGUUUGUUCGACAUAGAAGCCUGCCACAGGUACCUGAACAUUGCACUGUGGUGCAGGGAUCCUUUCAAGUUAGGAGGCCUCAUCUGUUUGGGACAUGUUAGUUUAAAACUUGAAGAGGUGGCUUUAGGUUGCCUGGCUACAUCAAACAUGGAAUACCUUUCAAAGUUCAGACUGGAAGCCCCUGCUCCUAAGGCCAUGGUCACUAGAACUGCACUGCGCAAUCUGAGUAUGCAAAAGGGCUUCAAUGACAAAUUUUGUUUUGGUGACAUUACUAUUCAUUUCAAAUAUUUGAAGGAAGGAGAACCAGACCACCACAUUGUUCCUAACAUAGAGAAAGAAAAAGAACUCCAUUUGAUUGAGGAAGUUUCACCAUUCCCUAAAGAGGAACAUUUUGUGGGACAGAUGAGUUUGUCAGAAAAUAAACAUAGUUUCCAGGAUACUCAGUUCCAAAACCCAACUUGGUGCGAUUACUGUAAGAAAAAAGUCUGGACAAAAGCUGCUUCCCAGUGUAUGUUCUGUGCUUAUGUUUGUCAUAAAAAGUGUCAAGAAAAGUGUCUAGCUGAGACACCUCUUUGUGGAGCAACUGAGAGGCGAGUAGACCGAACCCUGAAAAACCUCAGGUUGGAGGGACAGGAACCACUCAUGGGCCUUCCCCCUCGUGUGGAGAUGGAAGCUAACAAGUCAGUCCAUAAAACAACAGGCUUGACAAGGCACAUUAUUAAUACUAGCUCUCGUUUACUAAAUUUGCGUCAAGUCUCUAAAACUCGUGUUUCUGAACCAGGAACAGAUCUUGUGGAACCAUCACCAAAGCACACACCCAACACAUCAGACAAUGAAGGAAGUGACACAGAGGUGUGUGGUCCAAACAGCCCUUCCAAACGAGGGCACGGUGCAGGAAUAAAGUUGGUGAGAAAGGAAGGUGGGCUGGAUGACAGUGUUUUCAUUGCAGUGAAAGAAAUCGGCCGUGAUCUGUAUAGAGGCUUGCCAACAGAAGAAAGGAUCCAAAAGCUAGAGUUCAUGCUGGAUAAACUGCAGAAUGAAAUUGAUCAGGAGUUGGAACACAAUAAUUCCCUUGUUAGAGAAGAAAAAGAAACAACUGAUACAAGGAAAAAAUCACUUCUUUCUGCUGCCUUGGUUAAAUCGGGUGAAAGACUACAAGCUCUGACACUCCUCAUGAUCCACUACAGGGCAGGCAUUGAAGAUAUUGAGACCCUAGAGAGCCUGUCUUUAGACCAGCACUCGAAAAAGGUAAACAAGUACACAGACGAUGCGGAAGAAGACCUUGAUAGUGAAAUAAGCCAACUGAUCGACUCUCAGCCGUUCAGCAGCAUCUCGGAUGACUUGUUUGGCCCAUCAGAGUCUGUGUAGCAGACAAAUUAAACUUUGAAGUGGUUGGGGACAAAGUGGAUCUGGCGUGCCACAGAUACAGCCAUGUUUCAGUUCUCUUGUGGUGCGCUUUGGCCUGCUUCUACAGUUGCUUGCUUGUAUAAGAAUGAAAGGUGGUUUUCCAGCAGAAACAUGACGAGCU
This is a messenger RNA of Microtus ochrogaster (prairie vole), 3800 nucleotides long. RefSeq names its product PDZ domain containing 8 (gene Pdzd8). Gene Ontology annotation, biological process: mitochondrial calcium ion homeostasis. Gene Ontology annotation, cellular component: mitochondria-associated endoplasmic reticulum membrane contact site. Gene Ontology annotation, molecular function: protein binding; lipid binding. The record is from RefSeq and is a predicted model, not a curated record. NCBI's taxonomy places the organism in Eukaryota, Metazoa, Chordata, Mammalia, Rodentia, Cricetidae.